Molecule: messenger RNA, 2191 nt
Organism: Biomphalaria glabrata
Lineage: Eukaryota; Metazoa; Mollusca; Gastropoda; Planorbidae
Product: protein Vhl-like
Exons: 4
Coding region: 204-674 (156 amino acids)
Source: RefSeq, a predicted model, not a curated record
CAAUAUUAUUUAUUAUAUGACGUCAACAAGCAGAACUACGCUACGGUAAACAGACUGUGACUGUCAGACACAGUCAUAGACUUCAUAGACAUAGAGAAGAAACAUAGACUGAGAGUUGAGAGGCAGUUGACUCUAGGAGUCUAGAUCAGUACAUUAGUGACAGUAUAAAUAUAAGGGUAUGCUAACUCUUUGAGAACCACUCUAUGCCGUCAUUACAACCUCAGCCACUCAAGUCACUGCAUCAUGAUUUACCAGCAUACAUCACAUUUGUUAAUAGAACAAAUAUUUUCAUUGAUGUGGUUUGGGUUGACUACCGUGGACAAUUUGUUCGCUAUUAUAAGAAACUACCGCCAGGUGAAAGACUGCCUCUGAAUACAUUUGUCACACACCCAUGGAUUGCCUGGGCAUCUGAUACACAGAACCGUAUCAAUGUUGACAAAAGCUAUGUCUUUUACCCUCAGCCUUGGCAGGGAGAGCAACGCAGAACAAUUAUCUACCUUGAUUUGCCCUUGCUGUCGCUGCUAGAUAUAUGCAUCCAGAAAGUUCGCUCUUUGGUUAAGCCAGAACAUAUAGAAGAAUUGGAGAUUCCCAGAGAGUUGUUUUGGAAGUUGAAAGAGAGAAAGGAAGUACGUGUUGAGGAUUCUCCACAUAUCACUGAACUAAGACAACAUUAGAUACUGGCGACAUUUGUGAACAAGACAAUAUCUAUGAAUCUCUACAUUAUCUUGAGGUGACUAUGUAAAUAGUUUUACAACACUAUGACUUGAAUUAUAAUGAUGUGUAUAAUGUUACAUGACUGUGAGUCCAGCUAUAAGGCAAGCAUAUUUAGCCACAUCUGUUACAGAUAAAGUGUUUGUAUGCUGUUGGCCAAUUUAUCCUUUUAUCAUGUUUGUUUUCUUUGAGGGUAGCUUUCCGUUGGGCUGCAAACAUUUGUAUGUACAAUCUUUAUUGUAUAAAUAGCGUUGAUGGCUUGAGUUAAUGUGUAAAUAUUGAUGAAACUGUAAAAGUGUAUGUGAGAAUUAGAAAUGUUGGGAAUAGCAAAAUGUUUUGUUGUUGAAUCUCUAAAGUAAUGUUACAAAUGUAGCCUAAACAAAUUAAAUGUUGCUUUGAACAUUUUUAAUGUAAAAAAAACAAUUGUGUUUUUUUUGUAAGAAACAUAAAUAGUCAACUAGUCUUGCUUAGAUGAUAUCCCAGCAUGCUCAAGCUUCUGGAAGAUCAAUGUUUUCUUCUUUUUAAAACAAAGAAACAUUUUCAUAAUUUUCUUAUAGAUUCUAAUAAGGAAUUUGGCUUGCUCAUUAUGGCUGUCAGCACUUUCUAUGUUCUCUGAUUAAGUCCUCUCUGCAUCAUAACAUCCCUAAUAGAAACAAUAUCGGGAUGCUUAAGGCUUUCUGUUUUUACUAUGAUAAUAUUUUAUUGCCCUGAGGUUUGUUUUGGAAAUACACCGUCACAACAAAAAUCAGAACUAUUAUCUUAAUUACAAAAAUAAUCAACUGCAUUUUAAUCUUUCUAUCAGUUACAUAGAAAUUUUAGGAAAAAAUGUAAAUUUAAAAUUAAUUAGUGAUCAAAGAAAAAUUAUAUAAUUGUUUAUUGUUUCAUUUAUUAAUCUUUGUACAUGGUUUGCCAGUGUAAAACUCAAGUGUUUUGGCAAAAAAAUUUCUGGUGAUUAAUUGGUUUUCCCGACUAGUUAGGAAAGUCGUUCCAUGCUCAACAGUAAAUGUAGAGUUCUAGUAAGCCUUAAUAUGUAUAAUAAGAAAUGUGUUAUUUCUUUGUGUCUUUUUAUAAUUCUGAAUUUCUUGACAUCAUUGUAUGGUCUUGAAAGUUUUGACUACAACAAUUUAGUUUCAUUGAUCUUGAUGAAGUUAACAAAUCUUUGAGCAGAUUGUUGCUUUAGAUUUUUCUUUCAAGUGUUUAAAUGCAAGGUUUAUCUUGUAUGGAUAUCACAACUAGCUUGGUAUAAUACAUUGAAAAGUAUUUUUUGUUUUGUUUUUAAAAGAUUCUGAAAAUGGCGCAUGAAAUUUUAACAAUUUAACAAACUAAUGUUUUCAAGAAUUGUGAAAGUCAUUGUUUUUAUUUAUUUUUUUUUUGUCUUCCCGUUAAAUUGUUACAGAAAUGAGCAUUUAUUGUAUUUAUGAACUUAUAUGUACAUUUAUUUUUUUUAUAUACUAUAUCAAUCAAUAAAACUUAAAAAUCA